Molecule: messenger RNA, 5266 nt
Organism: Lethenteron reissneri (Far Eastern brook lamprey)
Lineage: Eukaryota; Metazoa; Chordata; Hyperoartia; Petromyzontiformes; Petromyzontidae
Product: polycystin-1-like protein 2
Biological process (GO): detection of mechanical stimulus
Cellular component (GO): membrane
Molecular function (GO): protein binding; calcium channel activity
Source: RefSeq, a predicted model, not a curated record
ACACACAAUGUCCAGGGUGAAUGUGUCCCUAAGUAGCGCUCAUGCGAUUUUGCAAUACACGAGUGCUCUGAGCUACAUGGCACCAUACUUUGCACAAGAUGAUCAGAGCGCUUUACUGGGAAGUGCUAACCUGGCACUGACAAGCAUGGACAGCCUCAGAAACAUUGACAGAACAUCUCUGUUGAAGGCAACUCGUGACACUUUCUAUGUGAGUGCAGUUGUGCUUGAGAGGGCUUUUGAUGCACAGAACAUUUUCAGUGGAACAGCAACAACACCCGGGAACGAUUCUCCCCUGGCCAGAUCCUUUGAUGGUAUUUACCAAACUCUACUCACGUUGGGGACAUUGCAGAACAAGAAGGCCGUUGCUGGUGAAGGGGCAUUUGUCUUAGACUCGAGCUACGUUUCCACUGCGACACAGAAGGUCACUGGCAAUAAACUUCUUAGCUCAUCAUGGCAGACGGCAGAUGGGAGCAGUGCCUCCAUAUUGUUAAACAAUAUAUCAGAAAUUGCUUCAAAGCAAACGGAUAAUGUCAAUGUCCAGUUGUCGUCCUUUGCAGUGAACCCAUUUGCGUGGAACAGAGACAACUCAAUAAACAGUUCGGUGGCAAGCCUGCAAGUGAGUGAUGUGAAGAGAAGCAUCAACGCCACGUCGGCACUGGUCAAGGUCAAAAACCUGGCGAUUGCCGAGCAGGUGACAACCUUUACGGCAACGUCUGCCGGCGACAUUUCAGUGGAUAAACGGUUCACGGUUAAAAGCAACGGAUCCGCAGUGUUGUUGGACAUUUUGCAAGCCGACAACGUGGUCGGUGGGCUGGAGCUCCUCAUCAGAUAUCAGCAGGCUCCUCAGCUUGAGCCUCUGGUGUUUGACUACCGCUUCGUAUGGGAAUCAAACAACUCGGCAGGCAGUGACCAACAAUCACCAAUCAGCAACGACACUGAGCGCAAAAACAACACUGCCAACGGACAACGACGUCAACAUUCAUUUUUCAUCCCCGGUAAUGAAACACAGCCCGGGGUUUAUUACAUCACGUUAAAGUCUAAAGAUAGCAAAAAAAGCCUCAGUGGUGUGUCUGUAAAAAUACUGUUGUGGACGGCUGCCUGCAAAGUGUGGGAUUGUGUCCAUGGUGAAUGGAGUUACAGUUUGGCACAAGUGCACCCUAACUCCACAAUGAACAGCACCGUUUGUGUGGUUGGUGGAGGUAACAAGGCCACCACAACGAACGCCGGUCGCGAGCGAGUCUUCAUAGCGGCAGAGGUGUUGGCCCCAAACACCAUCGACUUCUCGACGGUGUUCACGAAGUUUGACCUUGUGUCAAACGGCGCCGUGUUUGCCGCUGUCAUUGUGAUCAUCCUGCUCUAUCUCAUCAUGCUGCUGUGGGCAAGGAAGGCAGACAUCAAGGAUAACGAAAAGAAUAGGAUGUUUCAGCUAUUCAACGCGGACGAUGAGAACAGGCGCUCACUCGUGCUGCGAGUAGUAACGGCAUCAACCAAGGAUGCAGGGACGCGUUCGUGUGUCUGCUUUACCCUCUACUUCGAUGAAAUUGAUUCGGGGACACACGAGCUCACCCACCCGGAGUUAAAGGAAUUUGAAACGGGCAGCACAAACAACUUUCUUUUCUCUGUUCCUAAAUACUAUGGGAAGCCAUCACACAUUAAACUCUGGCUGAAUGAUGGUGAUCCCUGUGAUUUCUGGACCAUCAAUGAAAUAUCAGUUCUGGAUCUUGAGAAAAACCAAGUAUAUUUGUUUUGUGUGAAUUCAAUGCUCUCCUAUGAAAUGAAUAUCGGGCAGUACGGUAGAAGGUUUUACGUUAAAGAAGAACGAUUUUCAUUCGGCAAUAAGUGGAUGGUUCAUCACGCACUCAAGGGAAACUUUUCUGAAGGCCAUCUUUGGUUUUCCGUUUUCAUCCGCCCAUUCAAGACCAACUUUUCCCGCGUGCAGCGCAUCUCCUGCUGCGUCACGCUCCUCUUCCUCAUGAUGAUCGCCAACGCCAUGUGGUUCGGAAAGAAGCAGGCAGCCAACGGAGCGGGCGGCGGGGUCACGGUGGGGCCGCUGUCUCUCACCGACGUCCUCAUCAGCCUCCUCAGCAGCCUGGUGGAGGUGCCUGUCAGCCUUGUGGUCGUGCUCAUAUUCCGCAACAGCCGCUCAGAGAGUGAGCGGUCUCCAGGCCAGAAGAACUCCUGGAGGGGCCCUUGGCCCGGUGGCUGCAGAUGCGUAGCCUGGUGUCUCGUGGUCCUUGCUGUCCUGAGCUCUGGCUUCUUCACGAUCCUCUACAGCAUGGAGUGGGGCCCAGAGAAGGCCAACCGCUGGCUCGUUCGAUUCCUCUCAUCCUUCUUUAUAUCCGUAAUAUUGGUUCAACCAGUGAAGAAUAUUGUGUUCGCAAUGGGAAAAUGUUUAUUGUGGAAGAGAAAUACUAAGUGUCAAGCAGAAGAAAUUUUAAAGCCAUAUGCUGAAAAUCAUGAAAUAAUGAACAAUACAAAUGCAGGAGCAAGACAGUGUAGUGCAUGUAAAAGAGACGUCAAAUUUUGCACAUCCCACAAAGUGGCAAAGCUGCUUUGACCUAAGAACGAUUUUCCUUUCACUGUACCUGACAGUGCUUCUAUUCGCAGCAUACAUACAUUCAGGAAGUUGUGCAAUUUAUUUUAAAUAUAACAUUGAGAAGACAUUUACAAGGCAAUUCGAAAAGACUGCUGACGUGGCCAGUUACUGGAACUGGGUGUCCGGCUCACUCUUGCCACACAUGAAAGCCACCUCCAGUAGCAGCGUGGCAGCCAGUGGUGUCACUCUGCACAAUACAGUCCUCGCCAAUGUGCUUGUUGUUGGAGUGGUCCAAAUGAGACAACUGAGAUACAAAAAUGCCCCAAGUGAGAUGAACUAUGUGAAAAUGUUGCAAAAUGGUCAGUACACUGCACCUGAAGAAGACAAGAACAGCUAUUUUGAGGCAUGGGUGAUGUCCAAUAUAACAGGGCGAUCAGAGGGAGACCAAUAUUGGAUCUACCAGGAUCUUGGAGAAAUGGACCUCUCAAGAACUCUUGGGCAAUUUGGCGGAGGUGGCUACUUGGUGGAAGUAGAAAACGAUGCAGGAAAGGCAGCUAACACUGUAGCCUACUUGAAGGAGCAUCUGUGGAUCGACCCACGCACAGCAGAACUGGUCACCGAACUCACUUUGUUUAACGCAAACACACACCUGCUCUGUCACCUGAUAUUGCACCUGGUUCUCUCUCCGUCUGGUGCUGUCAACCCACACGUCAAGAUGCGGAUAUUUCCCAUACACGACAACGGGGACGUGUGGUCUGUCCUCACCACGGCUGCUUAUAUCUCAAUGUUUCUCCUAAACCUGUGCCUAUCGGCUUAUGAUAUUCGAAAAAUAAUUAAAACAAAAUUUGAGUAUUUUAAAAGAUUUAUUAAUUUAGUGGAACUCUUGUGCUUUAUGCUAAGGAUAACUACAUGUUUAGUGUAUUAUCAAGUGACCGUAACACAAAUGGAAACCCUUUAUGCCUACGUGCAAGAUGGUCAUGUCACCUUUGGGAAACUUGCAACACUGAAUGAGUAUCUGAGGAUAUUUACUGGGGGGCUCGUGUUUCUGGAGAGUCUCAAAGCUAUCCAAGUUGUGGGCCACUUACAAGAUGUGAAGUGGGGCCCAUGUGUGACAUUGUAUCAUGGGAGACAUUUGCUGACUCAGUCUGUGGUUAUGCUGGUGUUGCUCUGCGCCUACAGCUGCUUAUUGUGUAGUCUGUACGCUGCCCAUUCCUUUGCUCAUGCCUUCCAGUCGCUGUCUUCAACCCUCAUUUAUUUUCCUUCCCUUGACAGAGCUCUUGGUUCUGGAGAGAUGGGUGCCACCCUUGGCUACCUUUCCUUUCGGCUCAUUGUAUUGAUUAUGCUUUGGGGAAUCGUGCAUUUCACUUAAGUUAUAAAGCUUUCAUUUUCUCGGAAAAAAAUUGCAUAGACAAUGUAAGAUGGCCACCUUUCAUCUGUAAUUGUCACCUGCUCCAGACCCCCUCUUGGGCUGAAUGACUUGUAUUCUUGUAUUCUAAGUUUGUAGUCACGAAAGCUUCAAAUCUAGAAUUAAUGCUAAUCUCUCCCUCAAUAAUGUGCUGUUUCUCUUUUCUCCCCAACUUGCUGUUGCUUCCCCCGGACUACACCCAGCACAACCGCCAUGCUGCCUCGCCACCUCUCCAAAUCAUUGCCACGUCAAGCGAGCUGUCCCAGCCUCAUCUGCCCUUGGGGCUUGUUGGACCGUAGAUGCUGUACUGCCCUCGUUGCUUCCCGGAGGCUUGUUGGUGUUGUACCUCAGUGACACUGGCACAAAUGUUUUUACUUCAUCUGCCAGUUUGAAUGACUUAGGCUUCAUCUCGACCAUGGCUGCCCUGGACCUCAUCUUCCUUGGGCUUCAUCUGGCUCCAGAAUGUGACUACCCUGGACCUCCUACAUUGUCUGUCCCAGAUGCUGCUGCGACGUAUUGGCGCUUGGGUCCCUUUAGCAUAAGCAACUUAGGUCGCUAUUGUGUCUCGUUUGGCCACGGGUCCCGUUGCGAUGUUGUGUAGCCACGUCUCCCCUCGCCUGAGCGAGCUGCCUUCUUCCUCACCUUAGACCCACCUCCUCGCAGUCUCAACAGAUUAUCACCUAAUUUAAGCGUUUCGUAUCCGUCUUGCUGAACUACUGUAUACACCACAUUGCAACACUACAUGGCAUUCUCCUCAUGCACCCCAACAGAAGUCACAUGUGGUUUCCCCAGACCACAUGUCUGGAGUGCCCGUGAAUAAUCAAAACCUUCAUUUAUCCUAGAGGAAUCCGAUGAGCUAUGAAGCUCUUUUUAAACAGAUGCCCAAUAAAUGAACAUCUAAAUAACAAUCGUCAUACAUCCGCAACUGCAUAAUCACAUAUCAGAGUGGGCAUGGGGAAUGGUGUUUUGUUGGUUGCUGAGAUUCAAAGUGUCACUGAUUAAAACAACCUAUUUUACCCGCCAUGGAAACCUUUGUAUGUGAGUGCCACUCUCCACACAUACAAAGUUUGUCUGGCUCUGAAAAGCAAAUAAAACGGAAAAUGAACAGUGGCCAGCCACCAUGGAGACGAUGUGAUAAUUAUCAAUAAAGCAGUUUCCCCUCUAUUAGACCAGACCAGGCACGGCCUGAUAUGACUACACCCCGCGUGAGAUGUGGGAUCAUGAGUCUGUGGCAUAUGCCAGUGCACUCAGAGGGGGAGGAGGAGUACCCCUCAGGGGGGCUGCAAUCGGGGCGAGUGCGGCUCGGGGCCGCUCUUGCACCCCCA